AUGAGCGAAUUUGGAAGUAAUAAAGGUGCUCUUCACCCAGAACAGAAGAAAUGGAAGGCCCCCAAAGGUCCCAAACCAGUCCAUCACAAGAACAAGAACAUGAUUGGUCUUGGUCGAUCCAUUGCUAAUCAACGUCGUCAAGAGAAUCAAAUCGAAUUCUUGCCUGAUGGGGAAAUGAGAUUCACUACUGACAAGAAAGAAGCCGAUUGGGUCAAGUUGAGAUCUGUUACCCAGGAAAACUCCCUUGACGAGUUUUUAAACACUGCUACUUUAGCAGACACUGAUUUCACAGCGGAAAAGGGACAGCAAGUUAGGAUCAUCAAGGUGGGUAAUACGAAUAUUGUUAACCAAAGUGGGUUGUUGACGAAUGACGAAAUGUUGGCUGUACGUCAAAGACACAUGGUUUUUGAAAACAAGUUGACCAUUCCUAGACGUCCCCGCUGGAGCAAAGAACAAAGUAAAUUGCAAAUUGAACGUCAAGAGAAUUUGGCAUUUUUAGAAUGGAGAAGAGAGUUGGCAGCCUUGACUGAGAAUAACGAUUUGUUGUUGACCCCAUUUGAACGUAACUUGGAAGUUUGGAAACAAUUAUGGAGAGUCGUGGAAAGAUGUGACUUGGUUGUGCAGAUUGUAGAUGCUAGAAGUCCGUUGUUUUUCAGAUCUAUUGAUUUGGAAAAGUAUGUCCAUGAGUUGAGUGACCCUGAAAACAACAAGACCAAAAAGAAUUUGUUAUUGGUGAAUAAGGCUGAUUUGUUAACCAGAGAUCAACGUAUUGCCUGGGCUGACUACUUCCACGCCAAAAACAUCAACUAUGUGUUCUUCUCCGCUGCCAAGGCUAACGAAUUAUUAGAAAAGGAAAAAGAAGAGUUGGAAAACUUGAGACUUGAUCCAAACUACCAACCACAAUCAAAAGACGACGACGACGAAGAAGAAGAGAUUGUCGAAACAAACGACUCAAUCCGUAUUCUUAAAAUCGAAGAGCUUGAAGAGUUGUUCAUGUCAGAAGCCCCUGAAUUCGAAAUAGAUCCAGAUUUUCCUGAUCGUAAAUUACAAAUCGGUCUUGUGGGUUACCCUAACGUCGGUAAAUCAUCCACCAUUAACGCCUUGGUUGGAUCCAAGAAGGUCUCAGUUUCAUCUACCCCAGGUAAAACCAAACAUUUCCAAACCAUCCACUUGUCCCCUGACGUUUUGUUAUGUGAUUGUCCCGGUUUAGUGUUCCCUAAUUUCGCCUACACCAAUGGUGAAUUAGUAUGUAACGGUGUCUUGCCAAUUGAUCAACUCCGUGAACAUAUCCCUUCGGUAUCUCUCGUGUGUCAACGUAUCCCCAAGUUCUUCUUGGAAGCAGUCUACGGUAUCCACAUCCCUAUUCAAAAAGUGGAAGAUGGUGGUAACGGAGAAUACCCAACCGCCAGAGAAUUACUUAAUGCAUACGCCAGAGCAAGAGGGUACAUGACCCAAGGUUUCGGUUCUGCUGAUGAACCAAGAGCAUCCAGAUACAUUUUGAAGGAUUACGUCAAUGGGAAAUUACUUUAUGUUAAUCCACCACCAAAGAAACAAGAUGAUGAAUGGACAUUACCAAAGUUGGAAGAAUGUCGAGAUUUCAAUAAGGAGUUAUACACAUUGAAUCAUUUACCUGAAUCAAGACAACAGCAAAUCAUCGCUGCCAUGAUGAAAAAGAACAUCUCCGUCGAUGAGUUUGAUCUUGCCCAAGAUUUAGCCAAAUUGAAUUUCUCCAUGCACAUAGGGAAAGACGAAAAGACCAAUGAUACCGGAUCACCCAAGACGUUGUUUUACGGUGGGAAACAAGCCGCGUUGGAAAGUGCUGGUGAUGAAUUGGAUCGUGAGUUUUUCAAAAUGAAUGGAGUUGAAGGAAAGUUUGUUACCCCAUUCCACAAGAAAGAAUCUGGCGAUGGCAAGGGAAAGAAACAUAAUAAGAAAAACAAGAAACAAGACAAGAAGAUUAGAGUUGUUGGUUAUUAG
Molecule: messenger RNA, 1977 nt
Organism: Spathaspora passalidarum NRRL Y-27907
Lineage: Eukaryota; Fungi; Ascomycota; Pichiomycetes; Serinales; Debaryomycetaceae
Product: putative GTPase
Exons: 1
Coding region: 1-1977 (658 amino acids)
Biological process (GO): ribosomal subunit export from nucleus
Cellular component (GO): cytosol
Molecular function (GO): GTPase activity; GTP binding
Source: RefSeq, a predicted model, not a curated record